AUGGCUGACCCUCUUUUCCACUUGCUCAAGCAAGAUAAAGUAGAGAGUCAUCCUCAUGGAGCAGAAGAAUACAUCCGAUUCGAAGCCAUCAGUGCCACUCCCCGGGAAUUAACCAAAAGAGAGGUCGAAGAAGCAUCUGCAGCAGAUGAAGAACUAAAAGUCUUGAGAGAAGCGAUUAAAACAGGCCGAUUUGAGAAAUGCAAAGAGUAUGCACCAGCCGCAGGAGAACUGUGUGUGAUUGGACAGCUGGUCUUAAGAGGUACCCGUAUUGUAUUACCAAACAAAUUCAGAUCUCAAGCAAUCAGCUUAGCCCACGAGGGGCACCUGGGAAUCGUUGGUACAAAGCAAAAUUUAAGAAGUAAAGUGUGGUGGCCUCGUAUGGAUAAGGCGGCAGAAAAAUUCUGCAAGUCCUGUCAUGGAUGUCAACUGGUAUCUCGCCCAGACGCACCCGAACCAUUGAGAUCCACUACACUACCGGAAGGGCCUUGGCAAGACCUAGCCGUAGAUCUUCUUGGACCACUUCCAUCUGGGCACACAAUUCUCGUUGUUGUGGACUACUACAGCCGUUAUUAUGAGUAUACAAUCAUGACGUCAACCGUCACAGAGAAAGUAAUCGACAACCUGGAGGAAAUCUUUAGCCGCGAUGGCCUUCCUCUGACCAUCAAGUCAGACAAUGGUCCACCAUUCCGCUCAGAAGAAUUUCGGGAAUAUUGUAAGUAG
Messenger RNA from Stylophora pistillata, 720 nucleotides. RefSeq lists its product as uncharacterized. The record is from RefSeq and is a predicted model, not a curated record. NCBI's taxonomy places the organism in Eukaryota, Metazoa, Cnidaria, Anthozoa, Scleractinia, Pocilloporidae. Gene Ontology annotation, molecular function: nucleic acid binding. Gene Ontology annotation, biological process: DNA integration.